GGAUAUCUCAGUCUGUAGGAGCUGCGCAGUAUCAAGCAGAGCAAAACUAGACCUCUCAUUGCAGGGUUACCUUACUGCAUCCCAGGAACUCUGCUCUUCAUUUGCCAGGUGUUCAGCAGUCAGUGAUCUGCGCGUCACAUUAUGAGUGGUGAUAAGAAAUCCAGACAUGUCAUCUAUAAGAAGACCUCCCGGGAUAAGGCGGUGAGCGUGUACCUGGGCAAAAGGGAUUAUGUUGAUCAUGUGGAAUCUGUGGACCCAGUAGAUGGAGUUGUUCUAGUGGAUCCCGACCUUCUUAAAGGAAAAAAAGUGUACGUCACCCUUACCUGUGCUUUCCGUUAUGGCCAAGAGGACAUUGAUGUUAUUGGCCUAACCUUCCGUAAAGACCUUUACUUUGCUCGGACUCAAAUUUACCCACCAGUAGAGGACCCCAAGGCCUUGACCAAAGUUCAGGAGAGGCUGAUGAAGAAAUUAGGGAAUAAUGCAUACCCAUUUCUGCUGCAGUUCCCUGAUUAUCUGCCAUGCUCUGUGUCUCUUCAGCCAGCUCCCACAGAUGUGGGCAAGGCCUGCGGUGUGGAUUUUGAAAUUAAGGCAUUUGCUACAAACAAUUUAGAAGACAGAAUUCACAAAAAGAACUCUGUUCGACUUAUGAUCCGCAAAAUUCAAUAUGCGCCCGAUCAGCCAGGGCCUAAACCCAGAGCGGAGACAUCUUGGCAGUUCUUUAUGUCAGACAAGCCUCUGCAUCUGACGGCCUCUCUGCCUAAGGAGGUGUUUUAUCAUGGGGAGCCAAUCUCUGUGUCUGUCAGCGUGACCAACAACUCCGACAAAACAGUGAAGAAAAUAUCUGCCUCAGUGGAACAAGUAAGUAAUGUGGUGCUGUAUUCCAGUGACUACUACAUCAAGACGGUGGCUUUGGAGGAUUCUCAGGACAAGGUACCUUCAAAGGCUUCCUAUAAUCACACCUUCACCCUACUGCCCCUGCUGGCAUACAAUCGGGAGAAGAGAGAAAUUGCACUAGAUGGGAAACUCAAACAUGAGGACACCAACCUGGCUUCCAGCACUCUGCUUAAGGAAGGCAUUGACCGUACUGUCAUGGGAAUCCUGGUCGACUACAAGAUCAAAGUGACCCUCACUGUUUCUGGACUACUGGGAGACAUGACCUCAAGUGAGGUUUCUACGGAGCUUCCAUUCAUUCUCAUGCAUCCAAACCCAGAGAGCGCCAAGGAAAGUGAGCAGGAUGAUGACAUGGUGUUUGAAGAAUUUGCCCGUGAUCAACUCAAGGAUGAACUGCAAGCUGAAGAAAAGGAGGAAGAGGAGGAUGAUGAGAAAUAGGAUAUGCAAUUCCCCAUCUCUGGCUGUGACCCAGUAUCUAGUACCCUGUAGCAUGUUGCAUAGCACAGACCAUGCAUUGAUCUAGGUCUCUUCAUGCCCUCCUUCUUCUAUAUUACCUUGACAUGAGCACACCCCCCACAAUGGAGAAAGCUCUUUAUGUAGAAAUGUUAGAGUCAGGAUUGAUUGAUUGAAGAAAAUGGAACAAAACAAGUCAUUGCUUAUCUGAUUCUGACCCGAUUUAGAUUGUAAGAUUCUGAUCAGUAUCAGCAAGGACUGUGUGUAUUUAAUGCAUUCCUACUGUAUGUACUAGCUUACAACAACAGCAAUCAAAGAAGUUGUAACACCUUUGAUGUAACCCAAAUAAACCAGGUGGCAGUACGAUUCUA
Xenopus tropicalis (tropical clawed frog) is the source of this 1715-nucleotide messenger RNA. RefSeq names its product S-antigen visual arrestin (gene sag). Gene Ontology annotation, biological process: signal transduction. Gene Ontology annotation, cellular component: photoreceptor outer segment. NCBI's taxonomy places the organism in Eukaryota, Metazoa, Chordata, Amphibia, Anura, Pipidae. The record is from RefSeq and is marked provisional.